Molecule: messenger RNA, 1890 nt
Organism: Histoplasma capsulatum G186AR
Lineage: Eukaryota; Fungi; Ascomycota; Eurotiomycetes; Onygenales; Ajellomycetaceae
Product: sorting nexin 3
Exons: 6
Coding region: 50-1771 (573 amino acids)
Biological process (GO): protein retention in Golgi apparatus; retrograde transport, endosome to Golgi
Cellular component (GO): endosome
Molecular function (GO): phosphatidylinositol binding
Source: RefSeq, a predicted model, not a curated record
CUAAAUCACUCUCAAUUCACCAGCCCAAACCGCGAAAUACGACCGAAAGAUGGAUUUAGUAGGAGGUGAAUCGCCGUGGGGUGAUGUUCCCUCCCAGUCCACACCUACCGAAAACCAAGAAUCUUCUGCUACGGCCAACGAUUCUGAACAACCCGCCCAAACAACCUUAACCACCCGCCGAUCUCCACCAGCCAGAGGACCCCGAACACCUCGCAAAAUAAACGCGCAAGCGACGAGGCUGGAAGUGGUCGAUGACUCCCUUGAUCCUCUUGGGCCGCUGGGCGACAAGUCCUUUCCGUCCAUCCUGUCAUACCCGGACCAAGGCCCCACCCCACCCCGAAAGGAACCUUUCUCCAGCAGAAAUGUUCGUCCCCCUUCAUCUACAUCCCAGUCGUCCACUGGUGGUUUGAUGGACUCUGUGGACUUGGACGAUGACGGCCAGGCUGCGCGUGCGAGAAUAAAAGGCCCUCCACCGGUCCAGUCCCCAGUUGAUGCUCCGAAACGGCAGUCACAGCCAAGCAUGCCUGUUGAGCAGGCGGCGAAGCCGUCGUUCGAGAUUACAGUUGGUGAUCCUCAUAAAGUUGGGGAUAUUGCAAGCAGUCAUAUUGUGUAUCAAGUGAGGACGAAGACUACGUCUAAAGCCUAUCGGCAACCUGAAUUCACCGUCAGCCGACGGUACCGAGAUUUCCUAUGGCUAUACAACUCCCUGCAUGGCAAUAAUCCGGGGGUUGUGGUUCCUCCGCCUCCGGAAAAACAGGCAGUUGGCCGUUUUGAUACGAACUUUGUUGAAUCACGAAGAGCCGCAUUAGAGCGUAUGCUUAACAAAAUUGCCGCGCACCACAUACUGCAACACGAUGGAGAUCUCAAGAUCUUUCUCGAAAGCGACACUUUCAACCUUGAUGUUAAGAAUAAAGAGAAUCGCGAACCGGAUAUAGGCCAAAAUAAGGGCAUGUUGAGCUCGUUAGGCAUAUCUGUUGGAGGACCGGGCAAAUUUGUUGAACAUGAUGACUGGUUUCACGAUCGCAAAGUAUACCUUGACGCCCUUGAGAAUCAGCUGAAGGGGUUGCUAAAGGCCAUUGAUACAGUGGUUGCGCAACGAAAAGGUCUUGCGGAAGCUGCCAAUGACUUCUCAGCAUCACUCCAUUCCCUCGCGACGGUCGAACUUUCUCCAACGCUUUCUGGCCCGCUGGAAGGGCUAUCAGACCUGCAGCUACGAAUAAAGGAGCUCUACGAGCGCCAGGCUCAACAGGAUAUUUUGACCUUAGGGAUUACGGUUGAUGAGUAUAUCCGUUUAAUUGGAAGUGUCAAGAUGGCAUUUUCUCAGCGACAAAAAUCUUUCCACAAUUGGCAUGCAGCUGAAUCCGAACUUCAAAAGAGGAAAAACUCUCAGGACAAACUACUUAGACAGGGCAAAUCUCAGCAGGAUAGGCUGAACCAAGCUGCUGCGGACGUGGCGGAUGCGGAACGAAAGGUACACCAGACCCGACUUUUGUUCGAAGACAUGGGCAGAGUUAUGCGGAAUGAGCUGGAGAAAUUUGAGAAGGAGAAGGUGGAGGACUUUAAAUCUGGCGUUGAAACGUUUUUGGAGAGCGCGGUUGAGGCUCAGAAAGAGUUGAUUGAGCUUUGGGAGACCUUCCUCCUGCAACUUGACACUGACGACGACACCAAUCCCUACAACAGCAAACCUGCCCCCGCGGCACCAGAAGUGACGACAGGCGCUUCUGAUGGUGGACAAGAUGCACAGCCUGUUACUACAGAACAGGAGUCAUGAAUACCAGUAUCUCGAUUCCUCUGCUUGUUUUCUUCUAUCUCUCUCUUGUGUGUCCAACAAGUGUAUAGCAGAAGUAAAUUUGACGACCUUCAAAGACAUAAAUUAUCUAAUGGUUACUC